GCUACUCGUGUCAUGAUGACGAUGAAUUAAUAACAUUUAAAUUUUGAUUAUAAAUGAGGCACCGAAUUCGUGGAAAUUUAGUAAUUGUUCAAGUGAUUCAACUAGAAGCAUGUCUAAACAAUUGAUGGUUUGUUUGAUUCUGGUUGCGGUUUUGGGAGACCGAUUCAUGCAAACUGAAGGUGGGAUAGAAUUUAUGACCAAAGUUGUUACCAAAACUAAGGGAGCACUAACAAAAGCCAACAUGAAAUGCGCGGAAGGCCGUACAGAUCUUCAUGACGCUGCUGAAAAAGGUAAUUUGGACGAAGUUAAAAAGAUCAUCCAGAAAGGAGCCAAAAUUGAUUCGACAGACAAAGACAAAAGAAAGCCUCUUCAUUUGGCUGCUAUGAAUGGUCGCAAGAAUGUCGUUGAAUUCCUCAUCAUGAAGAGAGCAAAUAUCAAUUCUUUAGAUAAGGCUAAUCAGACACCUCUUCAUUUGGCUACUGAGAAUGGUCACGAUGUUAUCGCUAGAAUACUCAUUAGAAGUGGAGCCCAAUUUGAUGCUAUCGACUCUCUUAAGCGGACACCGCUUCAUUAUGCUGCUAAGAAAGGUCUCAAGGAUAUUGUUGAAGAGCUCAUCACAAAAGGAGCCAAUCUCAAUAAUAAAGAUCUUCACGGGAGCAUACCUCUCUCGCUAGCUAUCAGCAAUGGUAAGGCUGACGUCGCUGAAAAGCUCAUCAAUAAAGGAUCCGAUCUUACUUCUAAAGAUGAAUACGGAGACACACCUCUUCACCUCGCUGUUAGGAAUGGCAUAUUGAAGAUCGUUCAACUUCUUGUCGAGAAGGGCGCCAGUCUUACUGCUAGAGACAAUCGUCCAAAUAGACGUACACCUUAUGAGACAGCUUGUGCCUUUAGCGGUGAAAAUCUCCAGGAAAUUGCUGCCUAUCUUAGAACCAAACUUUAACCAUUGCUGCUUUGUCGGACUAUCGAUUUUAACAUUGUGUCAGAAAAAGCACUUCAAGUUAUUUGUCUUCUAAAUUUCCUACGAUAUAAAUAUUGAAUAGAAUUUUUUUUUUGGAUUUGUGCAACCCCAACAAAUAUCCGUGCUAAAUUUAGACGCGAUAGGUGUGAGUGAUACGUCGUAAGAAACCAUCGGCGAUGUUAGUUUUUGUGCUUAAAUCAAAUGAAAAUUGCACACUCCGUUGAAUCAAUGCAGUUUCAAAUUGAAUGUUUGUUAAGGUUGUGCCAAUUCAGGAAAAGAAUACUUUACCCGAAACCUAAUCGCAAACGAUUCGCAUGAAAAUGCCAAGUAAUUUUUUUGACAGAAUGUAAAUAAAUCAAACACAGUAAAUCAUAAAAAUGAAUCUAAAUUCUGUUCAGGUUUGAAGUGACCUUUGCUAAUUUUCAAUGGAUAAAAUUGUAAUAAAUAAAAGUAUUUCAUUUUUGA
This is a messenger RNA of Sitodiplosis mosellana (orange wheat blossom midge), 1423 nucleotides long. RefSeq names its product 26S proteasome non-ATPase regulatory subunit 10-like. Lineage: Eukaryota; Metazoa; Arthropoda; Insecta; Diptera; Cecidomyiidae. The coding region runs from base 110 to 940 and encodes 276 amino acids. The record is from RefSeq and is a predicted model, not a curated record. Gene Ontology annotation, molecular function: protein binding. Gene Ontology annotation, cellular component: cytoplasm; nucleus. The transcript has 11 exons.